Messenger RNA from Symbiodinium sp. CCMP2592, 2475 nucleotides. Lineage: Eukaryota; Dinophyceae; Suessiales; Symbiodiniaceae. The record is from the annotation of a GenBank genome assembly.
AUGUUUUCCUUGGGUCGGAACCAUGGCUUCGAGCCGCUCGUGAAUGUGGAAGACGGGAGCCCUAGAAGCUCCGGGGAGGCGGCGCAGGACUCCGAGUCAUGUAGCUGCCUUCGGAUUAAGCUGGCUUCCCGGAAGAUCUCGAAGAAAAAGGCCGCCAGAAACAGCACUCGUCAUGAAUCUUCGGAAAUCAAGGCCCCCCAAGCUCUAUUCAAGCUGAUGCUGCUGUUCCUGCUCUUCGCUGUGGGAGUAUGUGUCAUUGGCUUGAAGUUCAAUGUGCUGGCCUUGUGGACGCAGUAUUGGAUCUACUUGCUGGUCCUUUUUCUCACUGGAAUUCUCCUGCUCGUGGCGGGGAUGAUCAGCCCCAGAUUGUACGCAAACCUCUCCACGAGCGAUUCCUUAAAGGCAAGCUGGGCGAAAAUGCAAGUUCUGGCUAAAUUCCUCUUUCCGGUGAUCCUUUUCUAUGGAGAUGUGAUGAGCGACGUCUUGCUGAUUUUCAAGUUCUGGGGCGAGGGCAUGAGGGAUUACGCGAUUCUCAACUUUUUGGCCAUUCUCGCUGGCUCCACUGCCUCAGUGGUGAACGGUGUCGAAAAUGCCUCGCUGGAAAGCCUCCUGCUCACAGUGGUGAUGUUUUUUCAGCUGACGCCUUUGGCAGUGGGUCUGCAGUCUAUCGGGCUAUUUUGUGCCGCAGUCGAUUCCAGCGGGACAGACCCCAGGUACAAGAACUUAGUGGGGUACCUGCGUGAUCGAGGCUGUGACACACUCCUUGCACAUGCACUGGUCGGAGAGGCAUUCACGGAAGCACUUUUAAGUACAUUUCUGCAGACCUAUGCGCUCCUGCGCCACUCCAUAAGCUGGACACUUUUGACUGAAAUGUCUUUAGUCUUCAGCAUCGGAUCGAUCGUGAAGUCCUUUGCCAAGUUGGACCUGCGUGGCCACGUGUCCCGGGAUAUUAAAGGCCAAGCCAUAGUCGUGGGCUUGGCGGAGUGGACGUCUGUUCCCUUCAUCCUGGUUGUGAUCUACCGGCUCGCGGAAGUAGCAAGCCAGGUCCUGUUCUUUCCGCUCUUUCAGCUGGUCGAAGAUCGCCACGGGGUGAUCUUUGGUCUUCGAUGCAGCGGGGUCCUGUUCUGGCUGAUGGACCUUGUCCUGCAAGCAGCCCUGGUGUAUCACAGCACCCGAAACCCAAAGAAGCUUCUGUGGGCAGUCCCGAACACCAUCGGUGCCUUUGAGCCCAUGCUGCUGGCGGGCUCCGAAGCAGUCUUUUGCACCUCGGCACGUCUCCAGGUGUUGAUCCACUUCUUCGAGCUGGUCUUGGCCACUGCUUUCGUUUGCUUCUUCCACACCCAAAGGGUUUAUGAGUUUUAUCUGGAGCACCCCCGCAUCAUCUGCGGCUUGCUCAUUUGCAACGUGAUCAAGUACGGACUCUUUGUCUUCAUAAGGACGUUUUCGGCAUAUCCAGUCAUGUGCUCGGAGGAGUUUCCGUUCGCGAAGAUUCUGACAAAAGACGCCAUCGCAGUUGCCGAUCUUGCUGACAAGCGCGUGCCACUAGAAGUGUUGAUUUACUCAAACUUUAGUUUGGACAAGGGGACGGACCGAAAGAAGAUCUUCGAUGCAAUGAACCGGCAGAGAGACGGAUUUCGCGACGACAUGGCUGGCAAUGUUUGUCAUUUGGUUAGUCGUCUCGCCCACAACCAUAGCCGGGAGAAGAAGGAGUCGUUGAUACAUGAUGACGGUGCAGGCGAUGCGGUCCUUGCCGCUGUGGACAUGCACAUCGAUGAUGAGCAAGACGAUGUCCCGGCGCUAAGGGGGGCCUGCCGAGCCAUCCUGAACUUGACGGUUGGCAGCGCCAAAAACAAGCGUUUCUUUGCCGAGCGUGGUCCAGGGCUGAUGUUGAAGUGCAUGCAGAAAAAGGACCGGUUCCUCCGCAGAUAUGCCUGCUUCACUCUCGAAGCUUUGGUCGCGGACGAGGACAUUCGUGCCAAAAUGUCACAACACUUGGAGCCCAUCGUCGGCAACUUGCAGGCGGAGCAUCGGGCUGACAAUCUGCUUCAAACAGCUGCGUGUGGACUGAUUGCCAAACUCGCCUGCGAUGAGGACCUCCGGAAGGAGCUGGUGAAGGGCAGGGAUGGCAGGGGUGGUUGCACGGCCGAGGUUGUCGAAAGCAUGCGCCAGCAUCCCAACGACAUGGACGUCCAGCGCGACGCGUGCUAUGCACUUCGGAUGUUAGCACCGGCCUUCGACCCGGACACACAAUUCGAGCUAUUAUCUAUGGGAGUGCGCGCAGAUAUCCGGAAGGCUAUGGAAAACCACAGCAAUCAGCCGUCCUUGCAAUACGAAGCGUGGAACCUGUUGCAGAGUUUGGAUGCAGGUGGUGCUGGAAGACACGUGUAUGCAUUGGAAGGCGAUUGCUCUCCCGGUGGCUUGAUGCAUUUCCGUGAAGGCGCAUCAAGGUCGCGUGCAGUGAGCAAACCUGAUUGA